Molecule: messenger RNA, 3663 nt
Organism: Olea europaea var. sylvestris
Lineage: Eukaryota; Viridiplantae; Streptophyta; Magnoliopsida; Lamiales; Oleaceae
Product: probable RNA-dependent RNA polymerase 1
Exons: 5
Coding region: 174-3530 (1118 amino acids)
Biological process (GO): siRNA processing
Cellular component (GO): nuclear RNA-directed RNA polymerase complex
Molecular function (GO): RNA-directed RNA polymerase activity
Source: RefSeq, a predicted model, not a curated record
AGGAAGAAGACUUGUAUUGACUCCCUCGCUCCCUCCUCCCCCACACCACAAAGAGAUACAUUUUAUAUAUAACAAAGAGCAUCAUGAAAUCAAGUCCCGCGAUCAUGAUGGUGGUGGUGAACUAGUUCCCAGUUCUUACAAGUCUGUUCAUUUUCUUGUUACCAUUCAGCCAUAUGGGAAAGACAAUCCAAGUAUUUGGGUUCCCAUAUCUUGUUGCUGCGGAAGCUAUCAAGACAUUCUUGGAGCAACAUACGGGCCACGGAAAUGUAGUUGCCUUAGAAGUAAAGCAGUCCAAAGGAGGGCGAAGAGCAUAUGCCAAAGUUCAAUUCAAGAAUAGCACUCAUGCUGAUAAAAUUAUUUAUUUGGCAGAAAAAGGCCUGUAUUAUGGUAGAUCUUAUUUGAAGGCUUGGGAAAUGGAUAUUGACAUCAUGCAAAAUCCAAGAACGUACCUGCAUGAAAUGGAAUGUGUAACUUUAAAUUUUGGAUGUCAAAUAUCGGCAGAGAAGUUUUCAGUGCUAUGGAAAAACACAAAUGUUUCAGUUAAAUUUGGAAGCGGUAUGAAGAAAAUGUACUUCCUUUUCAGCUUAAAUUCUGUUGAAUACAAGCUUCAGCUCUCGUACGAGAAUAUAUGGCAGAUUGUGCUAUAUUGUCCACAAGGUCAAACUGCGAAGGUUCUCCUCAUACAGUUAUUUGGUGCUCCCCGUAUCUACAAGAAGCUAAAUGAAUCUGUUUACAGUUUUUUUAAGGAAACUCCAGAUGAUCAGUGGAUCAGAACUACAGAUUUUACUCAAUCAUGUAUUGGACAAUCUUCUGGUGUGUGUCUGCAGCUCCCGUAUGGCAUGAAGCUUCCAAAUUUCCCAGAUAAUUUUGCUUACUACAAGGAACGUGAAAGUCCAUUCAGUUUGGUGACUGGUUCUCCCUUUUGUCACAAUUCUUCCCUAGUACCCAUUCUGCGUCCUCCUGAAGGAAUUGAAUUGCCGUGUAAUAUAUUGUUUAAGAUUUGCAGUUUGGUACAAAAUGGAUGUCUUCCAGGGCCAAUCCUAGAUGCCAAUUUUUUUAGGUUGGUUGAUCCACGGAGAAUAGAUAUUGGGUAUAUAGAGUAUGCUCUAGAGACACUUUACAAUUUAAAGGAAUGCUGCUAUAAUCCUGUGAGCUGGCUGGGGGAGCAGUAUGACAAAUACCGCAAGAUGAGACGGCCUCCAAAAUCACCUGCCAUUAGUUUAGAUGAUGGACUGGUAUAUGUACGCAGGGUUCAAGUAACACCCAGCAAAGUUUAUUUCUCUGGUCCAGAAGUGAAUGUGUCAAAUCGUGUGUUACGCCAUUAUAGAAACGAUAUUGAUAAUUUUCUUCGUGUUUCUUUUGUGGACGAAGAGUGGGAGAAAAUGUAUUCUACUGAUUUAUCCCCCAAGGUAGCUUCUGGAAAUGAGAAUAGAAGAACCGAGAUUUUUGAAAGGAUAUUAUCUACGCUUAGAAAUGGCAUUGUUAUUGGUGAUAAGAAAUUUGAUUUUCUUGCAUUUUCCUCAAGUCAGUUGCGGGAUAAUUCUGUUUGGAUGUUUGCUUCAACAGUUAAUGAUAAUGCUGAUGAUAUUCGUGGGUGGAUGGGCGAUUUUCGUUCCAUAAGAAAUGUGGCAAAAUAUGCUGCCAGACUUGGCCAAUCUUUUGGAUCCUCGACAGAAACUUUGAGCGUUGGUGAAGAUGAGAUUGAAAUUAUUCCUGACAUAGAGGUAGCGAGAGGGGGAACCAACUAUGUUUUUUCUGAUGGAAUUGGGAAGAUAUCUGUUGAUUUUGCUCGGAGGGUUGCAAUAAAAUGUGGACUAAAAAAUUCUUUUCCUUCAGCCUUUCAGAUCAGGUAUGGUGGCUACAAAGGUGUUGUGGCUGUUGAUCCCACUUCACGGAGGAAGUUGUCUUUGAGACUGAGCAUGUCGAAGUAUCAGUCAGAAAACACAAAAUUAGAUGUUCUGGCAUGGAGUAAAUAUCAACCUUGUUUUCUGAAUCGCCAGAUCAUUUCUCUUUUAUCCACUCUUGGAGUCGAGGAUCGUGUCUUUGAGAAGAAGCAAAGAGAAGCAGUUGCUCAACUGGAUACUAUUUUAGUCGAUCCAUUGAGGGCAGAAGAGGCUUUGGAUUUGAUGUCUCCUGGAGAAAAUACAAACAUUCUCAAGGAAAUGCUAAGGUGUGGUUAUCAGCCUGAUGGCGAACCAUUUCUCUCAAUGAUGCUACAAACUUUUCGUGCAUCGAAGUUACUGGACUUGCGUGUGAAAUCAAGAAUAUUUGUUCCAAAAGCUAGACAAAUGAUGGGAUGCCUAGAUGAAACUGGAAGUUUAGAAUAUGGCCAGGUGUUCGUUCAGUUUUCUAGUGCUGGGCGUAGAAGAUUCUAUGAGGAUUUCCAUAGAUUCUAUGACGAUACGUCAGGUGAUUAUAAUUUCCUUGUUAAGGGAAUGGUUGCUGUUGCUAAAAAUCCGUGCUUGCACCCUGGUGAUGUCCGUAAAUUAGUGGCUGUUGACGUGCCAGCGUUGUAUCACAUGGUGGACUGUGUGGUUUUCCCUCAGAAAGGAAGAAGACCUCAUCCGAAUGAAUGUUCCGGAAGUGAUUUGGAUGGAGACAUUUACUUUGUUAGUUGGGACCCUGACUUGAUUCCACCGAAUCAAAGCUUGCCUAUGGAUUACACCCCAGCUCCACCCGCACAACAGGAUCACGAUGUGACAAUUGAGGAAGUGGAGGAGUACUUCACCAACUAUAUUGUGAACGACAGUUUAGGAAUCAUUGCAAAUGCCCACACAGUCUUUGCUGAUAAAGAACCAUGUAAGGCGUUGAGUGAACCUUGUAUAGAGUUGGCAAAGCUGUUCUCCAUUGCUGUCGACUUUCCAAAAACUGGUGUUCCUGCUGUAAUACCGCCUCAUUUACGGGUGAAAGAAUACCCGGAUUUCAUGGAUAAGCCCGACAAGACAACCUACGAAUCGAGAUGUGUGAUAGGAAAGCUGUUUAGGGAUGUGAAAGACAUCGCCCCCCACACGGCUUCUAUCAAAUCUUUUACCCGUGAAGUGGCUAGGAAGUCGUAUGAUCCUGACAUGGAAGUAGAUGGAUUUGAAGAUUACGUUGACGAAGCAUUUUAUUGCAAAACUGAGUAUGAUUACAAGUUGGGUAAUCUGAUGGAAUACUACGGCAUAAAAACUGAGGCUGAAAUACUGAGUGGGGGUAUUAUGAAAAUGUCAAAGACUUUUGAUCGAAGACGAGAUGCAGAUGCCAUUGGUGCAGCUGUGAGGUCAUUGAGGAGCGAAGCUCGGAAAAUGUUCAAAAAAGGAAGUGAAUCGGACGAUAUGGAUGCAAAAGCAUCGGCUUGGUAUCAUGUCACAUAUCAUCCUAAAUAUUGGGGUAGCUACAACGAGGGAUUGAAUCGGGAUCAUUAUAUCAGUUUCCCGUGGUGUGUUUACGACAAGCUGGUCCAGAUCAAGAAGGACAAGUCCAGCCUAAGAAGGUCUCUUGAAAUGUCUUCACUUGAAAGGAACUUCCGUCGAGGUUUGAGUUUCACCUAAACACCAGUUGAUGUAAUAUAAGCAUUUGAUAUUAACUAUAAACUGUAACUUGAUUGCAAAGAGACUUGUUUGGUAUGAACUAUAAUGUGUUUUGUGUUGAAAUAUAAAUAUGCUUGCAUUUAGUGUGCUUACA